Daldinia childiae is the source of this 3447-nucleotide messenger RNA. RefSeq names its product Phosphatidylinositol 4,5-bisphosphate-binding protein SLM1. The record is from RefSeq and is a predicted model, not a curated record. The transcript has 6 exons. NCBI's taxonomy places the organism in Eukaryota, Fungi, Ascomycota, Sordariomycetes, Xylariales, Hypoxylaceae. Bases 1 to 3447 code for a protein of 1148 amino acids.
AUGUACGAGAUGUCGCGAAUUGAACAGCUUCGCGUCGAGGAUCUGCUCCACGUUGACGACGGAUUUGUUACCUACCUAUUCGAACUUAUUGAGGACUUUUCUGAUGAUGCACACGAUCCAUAUCACUAUCCUAUCAUCCGUGUCCUACUUGUCCUCAACGAGCAAUACAUGGUCGCAUCCACGGCCGCGAUGAAUGACCCUACGCUGACUGCGCCGCUGACAAACAAAGUCGUUAAGUGCCUUAGCUUAUACGGUCCGAAUUAUAGGACAUUCGGCGAAAAUAUUAUACUACUUCUCAAUCGCGAAACCGAAACGUCUUUACAGCUUCUCAUAUUGAAGCUCUUAUACUUACUCUUCACCACCAAAGCCACAUAUGAAUAUUUCUACACUAAUGACUUGCGAGUGCUUCUUGAUGUCAUCAUCCGCAACCUUCUCGACCUUCCAGAAGAAUUGAUGGCUUUACGACAUACGUACCUUCGUGUGAUGUACCCCUUGCUUGCGCAUACACAGCUUAACCAGCCGCCUCAUUACAAGAAGGACGAGGUGCAAAAACUACUCAGAAUACUAGCCGGAUCGGGAAAUACCCACUUCGCUCCAGCGGACGAGACAACUCUGAGGCUUGUAGACCGCGUAUCUAAAGUCAAGUGGCUUUCUGAUGAGGGCACCGGCGCUGGAGAGAUCGCGCGUAAAUUACUUGGCAUUAGCCUCUCGCAUGCGGAAACCGCCAGCAACGUUAGCGUCGUGCAUGUGGCGGCGGUUAUGGAGAAGCCGGGCGUUCAGACACCGAGCCGAAAAGCCGAGGCCGAAGCCAGUUACGUCAACGCUUUCAUGUCCGCCAAGCCUUUACUACCUCUCGCUCCGCCCACCAUCGACUCCAAUAUGAUGAACCAGGCCACCACCACCACUCUAGAUCCCGUAGCAUUCCCUACAAACGGUAACGCAGGUGGCUACUCGAGGCCCAAUUCCGGUGGCUACUUUCCGUAUCACCAGCCACAAAGACCAGUAGAUAACGAAACUCUGUCCAACACGCUAGCCAAUUCUCAUAUUACACCACCCCAGAACGAGAAUUACCAAACUGCGAAUCGUCAGACCAAGUUUACCGAAGAGUGGGAUGCGAGUGUGAGAGGUGACUCAGUCGUCGACGGUCCAACAUCCCAGCAGAGCAAUUACCAGCAUUCCAACAUGCAACGCUCGAACUCGAUAUCCUCACGACCCGAAAUCCUGAAUACCGGCGAUGGCGCAAGCACUCACGCCAUAUCCCUAUCGAGAGGAAAUACCCUAAAAAAGAAGAGUUCUCUUCGUAGGAGUGGUAGUCUCAAGCGCAGCAGCAGUCGCAGGAGCAUGAAUGCCGGCAGCGUGAGGAGCCUCGCUUUACAAAGUUCUCACGAUUCAGACGAGGUCCACAGUGCAUUCUAUUGCCCUGUACCGACUUCGGGUAGCCCGACGGAAAUACUGGCCGAGAGAUUUCAGUCUUGGAGGAAGAUUCUCAAGGAUCUCAUCGCAUACUUUAGGGAAAUACAAUCGCACUACGAGCACCGAUCCAAGUCGCUUCUUAAGCUUGCUAAUGUACUUAACAAUACGGCAACGCCGCCCGGCUUCCUUUCGUCUGGUGGCCUGGAUGAUGCGCUCCAAAUCUUGAGGGACCAUCACAAAAACAUGAUUACAGAGGCUAGCAAAGCCAAGGAGAUUGAACAAGAUGUCAUUCUAGCGCUGACCGGUCUUAGAAGCGAUCUUAAUCAGAAGAUAAAGGAGAUAAGGGGCCUUUCGAGCGACUUUAAGAAUUCGGUCGAGAAGGAAAUGGACAGUACCAGAAGGGCUGUCAACGCGUUGCAAGAAGUCCUAGGACAGAGCGAGUUAGAUUCCUCUGCGACUACGGGGAAGCAAGAUCCAUAUCUCUUGCGACUUGCGGUAGAUCGCCAGCUCGAAAGGCAACUCGACGAAGAGAACUAUUUGCACAAGGCAUACUUGAACCUCGAGUCGUCAGGUAGAGAGCUUGAAUCGAUUGUCGUUGGCGAGAUCCAGAAAUCGUACAACGCGUAUGUAGGUAUUAUCAAGCGGGAAGCGGACGCUGCGUACAACGCCAUCGACGAGCUCCGCGCCGGCCCCAUUACGAUGCCUAAGGACCACGAGUGGAUCACUUUCAUUCAGAGAGACUCGCAGUUCGUCGAUCCCGACGUGCCCCUAAGAUCGGCUGAGCAUAUCCAUUACCCAGGCCGAGAUCAUUUUGCUUGUCAAGAGAUCCGUGCAGGUCUACUUGAGCGGAAGAGCAAAUACUUGAAGAGUUAUACGGCUGGAUGGUACGUAUUAUCUCCAACUCAUCUGCAUGAAUUCAAAUCUGCAGACAAGACUCAAGCGCCUGUCAUGUCUCUGUAUCUUCCCGAGCAGAAGCUGGGUUCUCACUCCACAGAAGGUGGUUCUUCCAACAAGUUCAUCCUCAAGGGGCGACAGACUGGGGCUAUGCACCGCGGUCAUACUUGGGUCUUCCGUGCCGAAAGCCACGAUACUAUGAUGGCUUGGUAUGAGGAUAUUAAAGCUCUUACGGAGAAGUCUCCCGAGGAGCUUAGCAACUUUGUCCGAGGUCACUCUCGCGCGUAUUCGCGGACUUCGCAGCGUACUACGAGUUCGGAUGGUAUGGUGGACGAUGAGGACGACGAGCCGUUUUCAGUCGACCCCGCUGUCGCGAGCCCAAGUUCUCGACAGGACUCUAUGCAAAAUAGGCCUGAGCCAGGAGGUCGGUUCCCAUCCGACAUACAAGUCAACGCACAGAGGGGCUUACAAGUACCGCGCUCUCCUAGCAGCGUCGGUUCAGGGCUUGUAGGGAACGAAUACGCACUUAGCGGUGCCAACGGGGGCAUCAACCAAGAUCGAGACGUAAUCGCAGCCGCGGGCGCAUUACCCGGCAGCGGCAUGGGCGAGUCUUAUCCUACAAACCGAGCAUCGCAGAUAGUUGGACAGUCCUACGGGAACACUCCAAGCGUGAGAUUGGAUCAAGCGCACAGCCAAGCAGUAAUUAUUGACCAUGAGGCGCGAGCAGAUGGCGUAAAUCCUUAUAACGGAGAACCUAUCCAGCACCAGCAGCAGCAGAUGGGACUGCCUGGCCGGCCUGUCAUUGUCCCCGGCCCAGCGUCUAAUAGCACGACGCAGACACUAGAAACUACUACCAGCCAAGAUUCGGGCAACCCCGGCGCAUACGAGAUGGCUACCGACGUGCAGCAGAAAUAUAUGCCGGGUGCAGGGGCGGCAUAUAGUAUACCAAGCAAAGAGCAGCCGCAAAUGGUCGGCGCGGGGAACGGGUUCGCGAAGCCAUUGCCAAAUCCGGCUACAGGUAUGCCGUUUUCAGGGCAGGAUGGACAGCCGAGGCCGUACAAUGGUAGGACGAGUAGUAACCCUCAUGUCCCUGGCGAGUACCCACGGGGUACGCCGGCGAGUACACCGGGUGCGUAUUAA